UCAGAGCUUUCGUCUGCAUAUUGUCACAUGUUCACUCUUUCUCUCACAUGACCAACUUGUUUGGCCCCGUGACUUGCGUUAGAAAUCCUGAUUCGUUUUUGCUUUCCCACACGUUUCAACCACAUGGAUGUACUUGAUCAGACACUAGACCAAGGACCACAAGACAAGGAUAAAGAUUUAGAAGAGGAGGUUACAGUACAUCUAACAGCAGAUGGAGAUCAGGUUGUCCAGGACCCCAGCGGAGAGGGGCCGUUUGCAGAGAACAUCCAGUAUCAGUUCCGAACGGAUAGCAACGGUCAGAGCCAGGUAACAUAUCGUGUGGUACAGGUCGGCGACAACGAAACCAACCCACAGGCUGUCGUGACAACGUUUCCCCAGGGACAACAAGCGCUAACACAGGUCAUCCAGGGGUCAUUCAACGGGGAGAGUCCGACCAGUGAGAGCCAGGGCGGAGAGACAAGAUUCACCUACUUCCCAGCCUCCGCAGCCAUCCCUGGCGAUGGCGCGGGGCCGGCUAGCGGAGGGGAACAACAACCAGGGAUCACACAGCCAUCUGGUGCUGCUGGCGGCCAGUUUUAUGUAAUGAUGUCACCCCAAGACGUACUGCAAGGCGCUUCACAGAGAACCAUCGCUCCGAGGACACACCAGUUCAAUACGAAGAUCGACAAUUCGAGAACGGUUCGUGAUGAGAGACGGAGGGCGACCCAUAACGAGGUCGAGAGGAGAAGAAGAGAUAAGAUUAAUAAUUGGAUCGUCAAGUUAUCUAAGAUCAUCCCGGACUGCAACAUUGACCAUUCCAAACAGGGACAGGUUAGUAGUCAAGAGAGUAAAGGCGGGAUCUUGUCCAAGACGUGCGACUACAUCCAUGACCUCCGCAAUUCCAACACCCGCAUGGCGGAAAGCCUCAAGGAUUCGGAAAGGCUCACCGUCGACAUAGACCUCAUGAGACAGCAGCUCGAAGAACUCAAAGGAGAGAACGCGCUCUUGAGGGCACAGUUACAACAAGCGGGAAUCGAUCCGGCGGGAAAUUCAAAUUGAAAUUAUUUUUUUUUGCCCGCCAUUUUGGGUUUUUUCCGUCAUUUUUGAGAUUUUCCAAGUCAGGACAUGUUUGUAUAUUGGAGACCAUUUGAGACUCAUCCCUUUGUUAUUUUUGUAUUCCUAAGCCAUAGAGUAGGCUUCAUGAGUUGCAUGUUUUAUUUUGGGUUGGUGUAUCCAAGAUUAUCGAUCGAAGCGUAAACUGGAGACUUUCAGCACCAUAAAUAAAGCCAGGGUAAUAAUCGGGGAAGCGCCAGGAUCGUCACAAUGUGGCGGACAUGUGCGCUAUAACACCUUUUCACAAUGUCUCUGAGAGUCAGUCGCAUCGUUGCUUGUUCAUAUUUGCUUUCUCCAUAGUUUGUCAUAACAUCUAAAAGUUUUCACAUUUUCUUCUUUUUUUUUUGCGAAAAAAAAGGUUUAUCACAACAAAAAAAGGAACUCUGAAAAAUUCCCACUUUUGCAGCCUCAUAGGUUUCCAAUUUUUUACCUUCUUGUCACCACAGAGGCCAAGGUAUAUCUUCGCUUCCACUUUCGUAGUUUCGUGAUUAUUUUUUUUCCUUCAUCUUUAUAAAGAGCUGUCUGUAAUUACAUCUAUUUAAGAAAAAGAAAAAAAGAAAUCAUUACCACUGCUGGCCCGGUGUCAAAACAGUUCUAAAUUUCAUAAACCAAGAAAUAACUUUGUAGAUAAUGUUGAUGUGUUUUUGCUAUGCCAUUUAUCCAGUUUGCAUGAAUAGUUUUGUUGAUUGUACACAGAAAGACACGAUUUACUCUCUGGGAGAAAAAAGAGAGAGAUUAAUACUCAACAUGUGAAGUUUGGCAAAUACUCCAUUUAGAUAUUUCUAUCCAAAGUAUUCUCCUCCCUCGUGGAGACUUUAUCGAAAAUCAAGAAUUCUGUGAAAGUGUCAUUCUUUAAAGAUAAAGUUGAGUUCUGGUCAUGCGAAUACAUUGUAAAAGAAACAUUGUGGAAUCGAUCAGAAAAGGUUGAUCAUGAUCAUCUACUGUAGCAUGUAAGUAUUUGUGUGUAUUGCAAAGUUCUGGAUCAUCAAAAUGAUAAGAAUUUGGCCCAGUAUUGGUAAAGUCACAAGCGCUGUACACAGAAAGAUGAAUAUGGGACUUCACAAACAUACGGCAUAACAAAAAUCCCUUCUGAUUUUCAUCAUGUUACAUAACAUGCCAUAUUAAGAAUAUGGUGGCAUUUGAAGAGCCAUGCUUUUCAGGGAACAUUCGUUGUCUCAUGUUCUUCCACACAAUUUUCGAAUUUUCUUUCACAUUGGUUCAUUUAAUAAACCUUUGUAAUUUUUCUUUUCAUCUAACUAUAAAGUUGAUGAAAAUAAGAUCAAUCAUUGCCAAUUAAAGGAGGGAAAACUGAUUGGUUUAGAAGACAUUCAGGGAAACAUAACUGUUUUAUGAUAUUUUUGUUGUGUGUGUGCGUCGGUGAGAAAGAAUAACAGCAACUGUACAUGUAAAUAAAUGUAAUUCGAUACAAAGGGUAUAUAUCUGUAAUAUCAGUUUGGGAUAUUUGUGAAAUUCACUUCUUUAAUUUUUAACAUCUAUUUUACUCUACAGUGCUGGUAUCUUAAUCAGUUGUAUUUUUGCAUCGUAAUUAAUAUAAAUUUGGACGAGUUUUAUUUUUGUUGGGCCCAAUAGAAAUAUUUUUCAGCCAAGUUGGGCAAGAAGGGUUCCAAUUUUCUAAAUAUUUCUUACCCAAAUUUGGACAGGUAAUUCAAACAUUGUAGCACACUUCACAGAUGAAUAAUAUUUUAUUUAAAAAGAAAAAACAAUAUUAAAUCUUGUACAUUGCUUCUUAUCGUUGAUGAUAUUGUUGUAUAUUUCAGCUUAAAAUACAUCAAGAUACAUACUUUGAAAAUGUUCUGUUUCAAUUUCAUAAUCAUUUUUUUGUAUAUUUUUGCUCUACUCGUUCAUGUACCAAGACAAAUAUUUGAAAAAGGCACUAAUUUGUUUAACUAAACUUGUUUAUUUCUAUUUUCAUUACCAAGAACUGGCCACCAUAACACAGAGGUUUGCAAUCACUUAGAAAUUUGAAACAAUGACUCUGAUUGGUUAAUGGUCAGCCUUUUGAAUAAUAUGUAAAUGCAACAAUGAUCUUGAUUGGCCGUUGCCAAUUUGCGAUUGAUUGCAAACCUUUGUGUUACAGAUCAAGCAUACAGGUUAGUAGUCUUGUAUCAGGACCCUGAGGAGAAACCAUCUAAGGUCUGCAUUGGUAGACUAUGAGUAUUAAAGUCAUUAAUUUAUAGCUGAGAAUUUUGAGGGAACGCCAUGUGAACUUUGUGAGCCAAAUAAGUCUAGUCUGUGUUUUUGUACACAAGAUAAACACAGGAGGUGGUGUUUUAUAGCAGGAUAACUGUAAUAAAAUGAUUUCCAGAGGUUUGAUACCUAUUCAGAAA
Molecule: messenger RNA, 3440 nt
Organism: Strongylocentrotus purpuratus (purple sea urchin)
Lineage: Eukaryota; Metazoa; Echinodermata; Echinoidea; Camarodonta; Strongylocentrotidae
Gene: usf2
Product: upstream stimulatory factor 1
Exons: 8
Coding region: 124-1038 (304 amino acids)
Biological process (GO): regulation of transcription by RNA polymerase II
Molecular function (GO): RNA polymerase II cis-regulatory region sequence-specific DNA binding; protein dimerization activity; DNA-binding transcription factor activity, RNA polymerase II-specific
Source: RefSeq, a predicted model, not a curated record